ACGUCCUUGCCAUGUGAUUUAUCAUAGAAGCAUGCUAACGUGAAUGACCACACCGAAACAGAAAUGAAAGUGAUCGGGUGAAAUUAUGAAGCGAGUGGACAGAGACAUACAGCUUUACUCUAUCCAAUCAGAACAGCAGGAUCAAUAUACAGCCCACCCUUCUCUUUACAGACAGGCAACCUAGCCAGUUGAGCUAUUUAGAUGAUAUAGCAGCACCUUGCUUGACUGACUGACAAGAGAAAGAUGCGUUUCCGAUCACGGAUAAUAAAGAAAGACUCGGAUCAUAAUCGUAUCAAGAGAAUUGCUCAUUUCCUUCACCAUACUUGCUUGUUCGACUACUCGGCACACCUCUAGUAAUAACCACCUCCCACUUGGUUAUGAAUGCAGCAUAAAUUGACGGAGUAAUGCUGCAUUCAUGGAAAGUGGUAAGUACCAGUUGUGAAGUCAUAAUUCCAGUUGAUGCAUUCACAUGCUUUGAACUCUUUGAGAAACUGCAACUGGCUAAAAGCCAACAAGCUGCAUCAACCAUGGACAUCAUGCUUGAAAACAAAUUAUAAUGUUACAAAACCAUAUUAAUAGAUUACUUUUUAUAAAUAAGGUUUUGUUGCACUUAACUGCAGAAAAUGCUGUUCUGGAAGUAAUUUUCUUAGUAGAUGACGACAAAGGUCAGCAUGUGGGAGAAGUCUGAGCUCAGGGAUGAUAAACGUGUUUUCCUCUAGUAAUUACCAGUUGGAGGGGACGUUCAAGAGGAUGUUUUUCCCAGUCGUACAUGGCAAAUACAAGCUUCCCACUUGGUUAUGAACGUAGCAUUAGGCUACAACUUCUGUCAUCGCACUGUUCAAUGAUUCUGCUUUUUCGGUCGGUGAGGAAAUAUUAGGGUGAAAGGUUAGGCAACGUUAUAACUCCAAUGCCAGUAACAACGCCCACAGUUCCCUUCCGGACACUGCAACAGAUCGGUUACUAUACCCAAUCCUGAGAUCCACCGACAAGCCAACUUUCUCCAGCAGACUUGGGCGAGCCUGAACUGAAACAGCAGACGCGCAAGCACGGACCAAACGCCAGUCUCUACAGAUCUACUGUUUUUGACCAGAGGAGCAGAGCACCAUGGUUGUGUCCAAGGCCUGGACGUUACGCCAGCACUUCCAGGGUUUCCCCAAGGCUAGUGACUUCCAUCUGAGGGAGGAGACGCUGCCGCAGCCCAAGAAUGGACAGGUACUGUUGGAGGCUGUGUUCCUCAGUGUGGACCCUUACAUGAGACCCUACAGCCAGACGAUGAUGAAGGAGGGAGACGUUAUGAUUGGAUCACAAGUUGCCAAGGUGAUCCAGAGCUAUAACCCCAGCUUCCCGGUGGGCUGCCAUGUGGUCAGUGAUUGUGGAUGGAGGAGUCACUGGGUGUGUGAUGGGGCAGAGCUGACCCCUGUGCUUCCCGACUGGCCCCAGGACAUCCCCCUCUCCCUGGCCCUGGGGGCCAUCGGCAUGCCUGGUCUGACAGCUCUGUAUGGACUAGAGGAGGUGUGCGAGAUAAAGAAGGGGGAGACUCUUCUGGUGAACGCUGCAGCAGGAGCCGUGGGCUCAGUGGUGGGACAGAUCGCCAAGAUCAAGGGCUGCAGAGUGGUGGGCUGUGCGGGGACAGAUACCAAGGUGUCCUAUCUAAAGGAGCUGGGUUUUGACCAGGUCUUCAACUACAAGACUGCCACCUCCCUGGAGGAAUCACUCAGGGAGGCCGCGCCACACGGAUACGACUGCUACUUUGAGAACGUUGGGGGGAAGUUCUCCAGUGUAGUGAUGCCUCAGAUGAGAGAGUAUGGCAGAAUAGCUGUGUGUGGAAGCAUCUCCAUGUACAACGACACCACACCACAGACAGGGCCGUAUGUACACACCUAUAUGAUCUUCAAACAGCUGAGGAUGGAGGGCUUCCUGUGUGCUCGCUGGAAAAACAAACACCAGCAGUCACUGAGGAGGCUGAUGGCCUGGAUGACUGAGGGCAAGCUGAGAUGCAAUGAACACAUCACCAUUGGUUUCAACAACAUGCCUGCUGCCUUCAUGGGCAUGCUACAGGGAGACAACACCGGCAAGGCUGUGGUCAAGGUGUGAUGACAUCACAAUCAACAUUACACUCCUCCAGAACAUCUGGCUAAAGCAUUCCAGAACACUCAACUUCAUACACUCCAGGUUCUAGAACCAGAAUCUGUUUCACCUUAACAUUCCAGUAUCCUUCCUGAAAAUCACACUCUAGUGUUCUGUUCCAUGUUUAUUCAUAGACACGUUCAACAGACAGCUAGACAGGUUUUGGUCCAGUGUAAUUCAACAGACAGCCAGACAGGUUUGGUCCAGUGUAAUUCAACAGACAGCCAGACAGGUUUGGUCCAGUGUAAUUCAACAGACAGCCAGACAGGUUUGGUCCAGUAUAAUUCAACAGACAGCCAGACAGGUUUGGUCCAGUGUAAUUCAACAGACAGCCAGACAGGUUUGGUCCAGUGUAAUUCAACAGACAGCCAGACAGGUUUGGUCCAGUGUAAUUCAACAGACAGCCAGACAGGUUUGGUCCAGUGUAAUUCAACAGACAGCCAGACAGGUUUGGUCCAGUGUAAUUCAACAGACAGCCAGACAGGUUUGGUCCAGUGUAAUUCAACAGACAGCCAGACAGGUUUGGUCCAGUGUAAUUCAACAGACAGCCAGACAGGUUUGGUCCAGUGUAAUUCAACAGACAGCCAGACAGGUUUGGUCCAGUGUAAUUCAACAGACAGCCAGACAGGUUUGGUCCAGUGUAAUGCUAUUAACUAAAUAAACAUGUCUUCACAAUAUAAUGUUUAUAAUAAA
Oncorhynchus kisutch (coho salmon) is the source of this 2820-nucleotide messenger RNA. Its product is annotated as prostaglandin reductase 1. Gene Ontology annotation, molecular function: 15-oxoprostaglandin 13-reductase [NAD(P)+] activity; 2-alkenal reductase [NAD(P)H] activity. The transcript has 9 exons. Bases 1105 to 2094 code for a protein of 329 amino acids. Gene Ontology annotation, cellular component: cytoplasm. The record is from RefSeq and is a predicted model, not a curated record. Gene Ontology annotation, biological process: prostaglandin metabolic process. Lineage: Eukaryota; Metazoa; Chordata; Actinopteri; Salmoniformes; Salmonidae.